Molecule: messenger RNA, 786 nt
Organism: Trypanosoma grayi
Lineage: Eukaryota; Euglenozoa; Kinetoplastea; Trypanosomatida; Trypanosomatidae
Exons: 1
Coding region: 1-786 (261 amino acids)
Source: RefSeq, a predicted model, not a curated record
AUGCAUCGUCCUGGGCGGCUGGGUGCGCCGGGCCCCGCUAGCCGCGCACGGCCGGAGCGUGCUGUACCACAACGCGUGUGGUCAGGCGGACCAUUACAGUCGCAGAGCCGCACUGUAAAGUCGUCGCAUAAUCAGCCAGCCACAGCCACAACGACGACACCAACAACGGCUCCACAUUCUGCUUCGUAUCCACUACGCUGCAGUUCCCUGAUGGCCCAAGAUCCAAGCGACAGCACGCCGUCCUCGCCCCUGCAGUCUUCUUCCUCGCUCGUCCAGCAGCAGCAGCAGCAGCAGCAGCUCAGUGGAGUGGGCAACGGGGCCCUCCCUGUGCUGGAAGGUCCGCUGCCGGCAGAGAUACGGGAGAUUAUCUACAGCCACUGUGAUGGCGACACAGCAGAUGUGGCGGAGCGGCACGCCAGGCGUCUGCUGAGCACAAACCGCCGCGUUCGUGUGUACCGUGAGGAGCUGCAGAGUGCAGUGGAGGAGGUGGGCGAUGUGACGCAGCUUGUGCAGCGCCACCAGGUGGUGCAGGACGCCCUUCGGGUGGAGAUGCGCGAACUGGAUGCCAAAAUUGAGCAGCUCGUUCGUGAGAGAAAGCUGUGCGAGCUGCAGCUGCGCCAAGAGGAGGAGCAGCAGCAGCGGAAGGAGUCAAAGCUUCGCGAGGCGAACGAACGUGUGGGUGUUCUCCGUUCGACUAUAGACGCCAUCACGAAGGAGUCGAUGGCAGGAUACGUGCUGCUGCGGCAGUUAGUGCCAAACCUACACGUUGACAACUACGUCUCAUAG